AUGUGGAUCCUUCGAAAAGUCCAAGAGAGUGCCGAGAACUUUCCAACGGAGAUAAGCCGCCUUGUGGGUAAAAGCUCAGACGAGAUCUCAGCAAAGGCAAACCUUCUCAACAAAAUCCAUAGAAAUGUUCUGACCCCAGACAAAAUUCCUGACUUCUUCCUGCCUCCCAAGCUGAGUAGAUGCUCUCUAGUUGCAGUAGAGGGCAUCGUUUCUCGCUGCUUUGAUGAAACUGGAACCAACUUCAAUCAGACCAUUAAAACAAAUUCUGGCAUAACUACUAAAGUGUUAAAAACUGAUAUAAACAAGGGUGCUACGGUGGCCAUGAGAGGCCAAAUAAAGCCAAUUCCUUUUUCACUUAAAAACUAUGAGUCUGGUUUUUUCGAGAGUCCAAACACUCGCCGCAAGGAGUCAUUGUUUCACUCUGCGUUUUCCAGCUACACGCUUGAGCGGGUAACCAACAGGGUAAUGCCCUCCAUAAAACUGCCCUCCAUAACACUUCUGAAAGUGGGCAGCUUGGAGAGUGACACCAGUUCUUCUGCUGACUCCUCACCUCACAGCUCACCACUUCCAAUCAGGAGCAUACAUGAGACUCAUUUAUCAAAAGAGUCUCUUCUUAAACAUGAUUUACUGUGCACCAAAAACAAAGAUGACAAGAUCAAAUUCACAAGAGAUACCAAUGUUGCCCAACCUGCUUCAACUUUAGCACCACCUCUUCAAUUCCCACUGGACAUGCUACAUUGUCAGGAACGCCUCCAUAGUGAGCACGUCCUCCUUCUCCCUCGCAGGGGCUGUGUUCGUCUCUCUGCUUCUCUUGCCAACAUGGAUGGAGAUUUAUCUACCGUUAGAAUUCGGGUGAUCUCUGUGGAGGAGCUGCGUGAACCCGGUGAUCCCCGACCACUACACUGUGGUCUCACCUUGAGCCUGAGCCCAGGCAAGCUGCAGCGGCAGCACAGCGCUAUCAUCAGGAACAGCCGCAACCCCGUGUUCAACGAGGACUUCUUCUUCACAGAGCCAGAAGGAGAGGAAAAAGGGCUAAAGAACUUUGCUGUCAGGGUGAAGGUGCUGGAGAAGAACACUAGCCUGGGAAGGGCUUCAGUGCUCGGAGUUAUCAUCAAGCCACUCACUGAACUACUAGCACUGUAA
Messenger RNA from Tachysurus vachellii, 1143 nucleotides. Its product is annotated as C2 calcium-dependent domain-containing protein 4C. The record is from RefSeq and is a predicted model, not a curated record. The transcript has a single exon. Lineage: Eukaryota; Metazoa; Chordata; Actinopteri; Siluriformes; Bagridae. The coding region runs from base 1 to 1143 and encodes 380 amino acids.